This is a messenger RNA of Fusarium musae, 633 nucleotides long. RefSeq lists its product as uncharacterized. Bases 1 to 633 code for a protein of 210 amino acids. The record is from RefSeq and is a predicted model, not a curated record. NCBI's taxonomy places the organism in Eukaryota, Fungi, Ascomycota, Sordariomycetes, Hypocreales, Nectriaceae. The transcript has a single exon.
AUGUCAAGGGAUCCGAUGUUCUCAGAGGAUAUUGAUAUGUCAAACCCUGUCAACCACAUUCACCUCGCGGCUGAGAAAGUUCGCCAUCUUCACAUUCACAUUGACCGGUCCGAGGUCUUUGUCAUUGACAACUUGGAGUUUAAACGCAAUCUCAAACUGUAUCCUCCUGUCAUGCAGAACAUCGCUUCUGCCGUCGCUAGCCAAUUCAGAAAGAAUAGCCAGGGAUCUUUUGAGGCACGGUUCAUCCAUGAGGAAUCAUUUGAUCGUUCUUGGCCAGAUAUCCUCGCUGAUGUCACGCAGUUCACCAAACCAUACGCAGACUAUCUUAUGGAUAGUCGUUACGGUUACGCGGACCUGGCCUUCAGGAACUUAGGCCCAAUCGACCCUGAUGACCGACCUGAUCGUCCAAACAAGGCCUCUACCUUCUUCAUUAGUGCCGAGCAUCACACUGUCGCCUUACUAGCCAGUGCUGCCAAAGAACAAGAGAUGCGUGAUGACCGUGCGUCCAGACUGCUCAAUACGUCCAUACGAGCUGUUGUUUGGCGUGAUGAAUACUCUACAUGGAAACCCAGCGAGAAUGAUCUCGAGAAAUACGACAUCUUCUUGACCACCCUCCAUAUUACCUCUAGGUGA